Messenger RNA from Salvia splendens (bonfire salvia), 1491 nucleotides. Its product is annotated as cytochrome P450 71A1. The coding region runs from base 1 to 1491 and encodes 496 amino acids. The transcript is spliced from 2 exons. The record is from RefSeq and is a predicted model, not a curated record. Gene Ontology annotation, molecular function: oxidoreductase activity, acting on paired donors, with incorporation or reduction of molecular oxygen; monooxygenase activity; heme binding. Lineage: Eukaryota; Viridiplantae; Streptophyta; Magnoliopsida; Lamiales; Lamiaceae.
AUGAUACUCCUCUUACUCUCAAUAACCCUCCCAAUAAUCCUCAUCCCUUACCUCCUCCAGAAAACCCUAAAACCACCAAAAUCCCCCCUCCCACCCGGCCCGCCUCCCCUCCCGCUGAUCGGAAACCUCCACCAACUCGCCACCGCCACGAACCUCCACUUCUACCUCCACAAACUCUCCCAAAAAUACGGCCCCAUCAUCCACAUGAAACUCGGCCCCACCCCUCUCCUAGUAGUCUCCUCCCCUAAACUAGCCGAACAAGUACUCAAAAAUCAAGAUUCAUCCUUCUGCAGCAGACCAAAAUCUUUAGGAACACAAAAACUCUCCUACAACAACUCCGACAUUAUCUUCUCUCCAUACAACGACUACUGGAAAGAGAUGAGAAAGAUCACAUCCAUUCACCUCCUAAGCCCAAAGCGCGUCCAAUCGUACCGCCCCAUCCGGGAAGAUGAGAUCUCCAAAAUGAUCUCGAAGAUCCGGAGCUUCUCCCACGCCCGGGAGGCCGUGAACUUGAGCGAGACGCUUGUGAGUUUCGGCUGCAAUUUGAUAUGCCGAGUUGCCUUCGGGAAGGAAUGUUCUGGAAGGUUCUACGAGCUUCUAGAAGAUGUGCAGGCCGUGGCGGCUGCAUUCUAUGUGUCGGAUUACUUUCCGGCCUUCGGAUGGGUUGACCGGCUCACCGGGAUGCUGACGAAGCUCGAGGUCACGUGCCGGGAUAUGGAUACGUUUUAUCAGGAGCUGAUCGAUGAGCAUCUUGGCCGGAGAAGGGAGGAGACGGCGGCGGAAGGUGGUGACAUUCUUGAUUUGUUGAUUGAUCUCAAAUUGGAGCAAAAGAUAAAUUCCGUUGAUUUUGGAUGGGAUCACGUCAAAGCUAUGUUGCUGGAUAUAUUUGUAGCCGGAGCAGAAACAGGUUCAGCCACAAUUAUUUGGACGAUGGCAGCUCUAGUGAAAUCACCCAACAUUAUGAGCAAGUUACAAAAUGAAAUCAGAAGUUUGAUAGGAAAAAAGGGCAAAGUAGAUGAAGAUGAUUUGCCCAAACUCCCAUUUCUAAAAGCAGUAGUAAAUGAAAGCAUGAGAUUGUACUCUUCUGGUCCACUGCUUAUACCAAGAGAAACAAUAGAGAGAUGCAAUCUAGAUGGCUUCCAAAUUCAACCAAAAACAACUGUUUUUGUAAAUGCAUUUACAAUUGCAAGAGAUCCUAACUCUUGGGAGAAUCCUGAUGAGUUUGUGCCUGAGAGGUUCUUGAAUAAUGGUAUUGAUGGCAAAGGGAAAGAUUUUGAGUUUAUUCCAUUUGGAUCGGGGCGAAGAAUGUGCCCUGGAAUGGGCAUGGGACUUCUGAAUGUGGAGCUCGCAGUUGCAAAUCUAAUCUAUAGUUUUGACUGGGAAUUGCCUCCGGGGAUCCGUGAGGAUGAUGUGGAUAUGGUGCCUUUGCCUGGACUCGCGGUGAAGAAGAAAAACGCGCUUUGUGUCGUGCCUAAAAGUUAUGCUGUUUAG